This is a messenger RNA of Python bivittatus (Burmese python), 6182 nucleotides long. NCBI's taxonomy places the organism in Eukaryota, Metazoa, Chordata, Lepidosauria, Squamata, Pythonidae. The record is from RefSeq and is a predicted model, not a curated record.
CCCCCCCCCGUGGCAAAUGGGGCUGAGGGUGGACGAGGUGGACUCAGACCUGGGUCUCAAGGUGGCCUGACCUCUUCAAGGAAGACAGGCGCAGAGGGGCCCCAUGGGCUGGGCUUGCCGGUGCGAGAGCCAGGCUGGGGUGCCCUUGAAAGGGCUCCAGCUCGGUGCCGAACUGGUCCUCCUGCUCUCUGAAGCCAUGAUUUUGGCGGGGGGGGGGCGGGCAAGGCAAUGUCCUUCCUUUGGGAGUUCCUUGUCCCUUAAAACCUGCCGCUGCUGCUCCUCAGGAAGCCGGAUUAGAGGGCACUUAAUUCAUAGGCUGCUGCUGUUUCAUUGCUGCUGUGUGGUUUUAAGGGAAGGAUUAAAAACCUCUGGGAGGUUUGCUGGAAUGUGGCGGUCUGUAAGAAUGGUAAAAUAAAUAAGCUGUUACGACUGCCCGUUUAGAAUUACUAGAAUGCAAGCUAAGGUCGAACAAUUUCCUGUUUCUAUCACUCCUCACCCUUCUCUUAAUUUCCCUGCUGCCCCAGGUGGCUCAGAACCAGUUGACUUUCUUUUGAACCUGUUUGCCCUAUAGCAAUUUCACCACUGAAGCAUGCAGUGAAAAAAUUAUUUAUUUUAUUUAUUUAUUUACACACACGCACACACACACACACACAUAUAUAAAAAUUUAUAAUUGCCCUCAGCAUUCCCUUCUCCACACUUAGGCUCAAUAUGGCGAGAGGUAUUCCAUGCCGGGGGGGAAGCCUGGGGCAGUAGGGACACUUUGCCACAGCAUUUUGGGCCCAGCCUCUGUCAUCCUCUGCUGUAAAACAGAGUGCCAUUUCCUACUGAAACAGCCCUAACUUGGCUCUGAGCCAGGCUAGCUUCUCUCGGUGAGCAGGAAAAGGUGAUCCAUUGAAAAGCACACCUGGAUCACAGGCUCCUGGCUGAUCCCGAACAUGGAUGGAAGAGCCGGGGAAGUAACUCCUGCCCAGAGGCCAAAGUCAGCCCCCUCCCUGUUUUGCAGGGUUGGAUGAUCUCAGGGGACUCCAACGUGGGGGAGGUGUAGGUGACAAAUUGGCAACGGCUGGGGAGUUCCUGUCCUUGUUGGGAGAAGAGGUGUGCUGGCUAAAUUGCCAAGGAAGCAGUUUAGCAGUGAUAAGGAACGGCUUUUUCCUCAGACCCACAUGCCUGGUAGGUCAGGCUGACGGGCUGGAGGUUGCUUUCUGUCCCCUGUUGUAAGCACUGUUUGGUGAGGAAUAAUCAGCUCCUGCAGAUUCCAACCAAAUUCAGCGCCUCGUCGUGGGAUAUCCUUUCCCUGCUAGGCAGUCUCUGCCUGAGAACAGAGGAAAAGUAGUUUUCAGCAGCCCCCCCACCCCGCUCCUGUCCUGAGCCCAAACUAGAGUGCAGAUGAGCUGCGCUCUUGUAAUAACUGGCGUCGGCCGGCGGGGGUGGUGUCCCCUCCCUUUGUCUUGCAGCAAUUGAGAGAAGCAGGGAAGGAACAUGCUGCUGGAUAGAAAUGUCUAAUUUUUUCCCCCGGCCAUUUUUUAAUUUGUCCCACAAUUAGGGAAAAUCUUGCAGGCUCCUUCGGCAAAACCACCAUAUUGUGGAGUCAGUGAUAAACGGAUAUUGUAAGUAAAUAAAUAAAUGCAUUAUAAAUAAAUAGUGUGGCUGAGUAUAAGUUUAAGUUUAAGAAGUAUUCUGAUAUUUCUAGAGAUCUGUGCAUCUCCCAUCUCCAUUGCUUUGUCUGUUAUGGUGCAAGGUGAUUAAUAACUUUGCUUUUCUACUGCUUUUUCCAGUAGCUUAAAAAAAGGCAGCAGCUGAAUUUGAAUGUAAGGAAGAUUUGUUUGAGUUGAACAAUCUAACCUGUUUUUUCUUGCUUGGCUUCCCCUAGUUUAGCCAUUUAGCCAACACUCUUGGAUGUCAGCAGUGGGGUGUCCCAGUAACUAAGCCGCCAUUUGCCAGUGGUGUGUCCUGGAAGUAGCCACAAUAGCCUCGCUGAGUUCUCCCUCCCCCCCAUUUAAAGAUGAUUUUAGCCUCAGUGCUUUGAUUCUCGUUUGAUGAACAAGAAUCUGUUGUUAGCCCCACCAGCUCAGACCAGAGUGCCACGAAGGAGAGAGAAAGUUCAAAGAACACGCUUCAUGGUUUCCUUGCUUUUUCCUUUUCUUAGAGUUUAUGGACUCAGAUAUACAAAUGUGUAUUAUACCUGCUGUGAUAAUAUCCUAAACCUUCAUGUGCGAAAUGCAGGUGCAUUAUCGACUCCUUUGAUGGCAUCUGCAGGAGUCUAUCCUGGCAUCUAGAGGCUGAUUCUCCAGCAGGAGAGAUUUAGCAGACUUUUGGCUUUUUUUCCCAUGGAUCUGUUUAAUUAUUUACAUAUUUAAAAUAUUUCUGUAUUGCUUCUCAUUAUAGAAAGUAAUCAGACGAAACUAUUCCUCUGGAGGGAGCGUUAUCAAGAACAUAAAUUUCUGCUUUCUCUUUUGCCGGCCAAGCAAGAGAACCAUGGAGAUUGCUUUUAGAAGACCCACAUUUCUCAGCCCAUUCAAAAUCAGACCAGAACCCUAAUUGCUUCUCUGGAAGUUUUCAUGAUAAAUGCUGGAAUGGAGUACCCUGAACCCUCCAGUACUCCAGACUUGACGGUCAUGCUCUCUGAUGACGGAAAAAAGGAAUUGAGUUCUGACCCUGGAGAGCGCUUGAAACGGACUUGGGAUUUGCUUGCGUUUUCUGAAACUUGCCAGGCUGAAAAUAUUACUCCCCCUUCUUCUUUGCGUCUUGUACAGGAUAGGCUGGAGGGCGUUCACUGCAGCACUGAAAUGCCCUCCGAAAAGUCUCUCCCAGUGUUAACCCAGAAUCAUUUUGAAGCAUUGCGCCCGGAAGUGGGUCACCCCAUUUUGGAAAGCUUGGACUUCUCUGAGACGUUUGGGCAGCCUCUUGAGCCCAUAAGAAACCCGAAAAGUCCAGAUAAGCGCAGUAGCAAUGCCACCCAAGCUGUUUUUUGGGCUGGUAUCCUACAAGCCCAGAAGUGCGUCCUAGACCUUCAAGGGGAGAUAGAUAAACAGAAAGAACCCCUGAAGUCCCCCACUGUGGAUUCGGAAAACAUGCCGGUGACAGCCGUGCCCCUGGACUCGGCUGCCAUCCAUGAACCUUUGUUCUUGGACAGCGAUAGUGAGGAGGAGCCAGAAGAAGCUUUAGAGAAACAGGAGGAGGAAGAAAGUGAGGAGGAGGAGGAGGAGGAGGAGGUUGAGUACUUGUUUUUCAACAACCCACUCUUUCAGGAAAGUCCUCACAUAACCAGAACUUUUGAAGGACAAAUCCCAUGGGAACAACCAGAGAGGGAAACUUCCACUGAGAAUUACAAGGAAAGUUUUAAGAGUGAAACGGACUCUGGAGACCAAGAUGGCGACUUGUUUUACCAGGCAAAUGUGGCAGUACGCCCUGUGGUCAGGAGUUUUUUUCCUGUGUGUGAUCCAGGUGCUAACGAGGACAUAUCCCCCUGCUCUUUUCCAAGCUAUGUGCCCCACUAUCGUUCUUUGUCUCCUUUGGUGAUUACGGAAAGAGAUCUUGAAAGUACGUGCUCUUUGGCAGAGAAUUCAAAGGCUCAGGGCUGUUUUCUGGAUCCCCUCCAAGGAGAUAUUCUGGAAAGCAUUGCUCCAGACGCAGACCUCCCUGUCUAUUUGCCAGCAGAAGGCCUGCUGUUUUCUGCCUCCAGUACUUCUUUGAUGUCUGCUUUGCUGCAAGAGCCUACGGAGAUCUGCUCCCCUCACAAGCCUCCAUCUCCAGGAAAGAGCAGCUGCAUCCCCUCCGGCUUCCAGGUCCUCUCAGGGCCUACUGCAGAGCAGAGUCUGCAGCAGGAGAAAUUUGGGCCACAAACCCCAUCCCAUGGCCACCUCUCAUCUUCCUGCACAUGGCUAGAGGAGCCUCAGAGAACUUCCUCUCUACGGAAGGAUGUCCCCAGAGCAGAUUUGCACUCCUACCCACUUUGUGGUAUGGAGCGGAAGUUGGCGAGCUCAGCGGAGAGGCUCAAGAUGGUGGAGUCACCAGCUAUGCAAAGUGAUGGGGGGUCGAAAGACAAAGAGGAAGAGCCGGUGUUAGACUGCCCUGAAGAACUCGGAGGGGAGUUUGGCAGCACAGGGGAGAGUCUGCCCGCCACGGGCAUAGCAGAACCAAAUGGCACCUUGCUCUUUGCAAACGGCACCUCUGGAGACCAGGCUGCAGCGCACAGGCUGGCAGCUCGCCUCUACCAUCUGGACGGCUUCGGGAAAUCCCAGGUGGCUGCUUUUCUCCAGAAGAACAAUGCCUUCAGCCAGAGGGUAGCCGAAGCUUACCUUUCCUUCUUCCAUUUCUCUGCACAAACUCUGGACCAAGCCCUGAGGUCAUUCCUGAAGUCAUUGGUGCUCACUGGGGAGACCCAAGAGCGGGAGCGGAUCCUGCUGCAUUUCUCUCAGCGCUACCACUGCUGCAAUCCAGAGGCCUCUCUCAGUCCAGAUGCUGUCCAUACACUCACCUGUGCCAUGAUGCUCCUCAAUACUGACUUGCAUGGGCAGAAUAUUGGCCGAAGCAUGAGCUGUCAGGACUUUGUUGCCAAUCUUGCAGGCCUAAAUGAUGGCAAGGACUUCUCCAAAGAGCUGCUAAAGGCACUGUAUAACUCCAUCCGCCACGAGAAACUGGAAUGGGCUACGGAUGAGGAAGAGACACUUGGUGUAAAGACACCCCUGAGCCCCACCAACACCCAAAGGAAAAGCAACCCUUUUCUGACUGUGUGGCAUGACCCCGGGGCAAAAGUAUACCAGCAGGGCCUCCUUGCUCGUAAGGUGCACGCUGAGGCUGAUGGCAAGAAGACUCCCUGGGGCAAGCGAGGCUGGAAGACCUUCCAUGCUGUGCUGAAGGGGACAGUGCUGUACUUCCUCAAGGAUGAACACCAUUUGGAGGUCUCAGACUCAGAGGAACUCAUUGGGGUACAUCAUGCCCUGGCAGAGAAAGCCAGCAAAUAUACCAAACGGCCACAUGUCUUCCGGCUCCAGACUGCGGACUGGCACAUCUUCCUCUUCCAAGCCCCAACUUCUGAAGAAAUGAGUUCAUGGAUUUCCCGCAUCAACCUCGUGGCAGCCAUGUUCUCUGCCCCACCCUUCCCUGCGGCAGUGGGCUCCCAAAAGAAAUUUGUAAGACCCAUUCUGCCAACAGCACCCUGCAAGAAUUCCAUGGAAGACCAGCACCUGGCCCACGAAGCCUGCAUGGACAGGGUGUCCCAUGAACUGCUAGAGCUCCAGCGAAAUCUGCCGGAGAAGCGUGGGCGUGGGCGUGACCUGGAGGAGUACCAGCUCCGGAAGGAGUACUUGCUCUAUGAGAAGCGCCGCUAUGAGAUGUACGUGAAGCUCCUGGAGGUGAAGCUCAGCUGCACCACGGACGACCUCGACCAGUGGGAGGCCCAGCUGACGGCAGUGGCUGAGAGCUGCCCUAGCUUGCAGAAGUCCCACUCCAGCCCUUCCCUGAACGUGGAUGGGCCUCCUGCUGGCGGGGCCAGGGUGAAGCGGAACAUCUCUGAGCGCAGGACAGUCCGCAGAAUCAUCCCCAAGCGCAACAAGCACUUGCUGUGACCGCCUCUCCUGGCCUGCGGCAGCUCGGCCUGUUUGGGGUUGUCCUUUGGACGGAGGAGGGGAACUGGCAGAAAGCUGUUUGCCCAAGCCAGAGGGAUUAGCAGCUGCCUCAGCGGGCCCCGCGUAGGUCUGCAUCACGGCAAAAUAAGCCCCGGGACUCUGGCUUGGAGCCCUUCUGGCUCUACAGCCCCCGCGGCCCUUUCCGGGUUCACGGUGCCGGCGAUGCCUUCGGGGAAGUGCUGCUCGGCUCUGCUGCUGGGACUUGACUUGCCCUGCCUCCUCUCCGGCUACUCAGGGACAACUGGGGUGUGUGUGCAAUAAAACAAGUAGAAGGACGAGGACUCGGGACUCCUUUGUGGGGAGUGUGCAUUGACCCCUCCAUCUGUUAGAGGAGUGGCUGUGCCAUGGGAAGGGAGGGCAUUCUGGCACUUCCCUUCCUUGCCGCACCCGCAUCUCAUCUUUGGGGAGCCUCUGGAUGUCCACAGAGGAAAGAAGGCGAAACCUUUUGGAGCAAGCUGCCAAGUUGGGGGCUGUCUACCUCCUUAAGACCCCUGAAAUUAUCAUCUCUCAGCUUCCCCUGGCCUGCUACCCCUCCCCCCCCCGCAAAUAUUUACU